AUGGCUGGCAUCGAUUUGAGGAUGGUCAUCGGCCAAUCUGACGUUGAGCAUACGGGAUUACAAGAAUGGUACCUAGGAUCACCCUGGACACGCUUCUCCGUAUUCCUGCAAGUAAUCCUCAUCAGCUCCGCCCAAACCAUGGAAACCAAGCGAGGGUUUCCUUCACAGGGCGUGGUUAGGGGACGACAUCAUGAUCGACAAUUAACGGCCCACUUGAAAUUUGAGGAGGGCCAUGUCAACAUUGCCAAGGGAACUGCGCAAGCAAUGCGAACGAGUGGAUACUUCGUAACUCGGGUUGAGAUGCAGGUUAAGAAGGAUUGA
Histoplasma capsulatum G186AR is the source of this 321-nucleotide messenger RNA. RefSeq lists its product as uncharacterized. Bases 1 to 321 code for a protein of 106 amino acids. The record is from RefSeq and is a predicted model, not a curated record. The transcript has 3 exons. NCBI's taxonomy places the organism in Eukaryota, Fungi, Ascomycota, Eurotiomycetes, Onygenales, Ajellomycetaceae.